Sorex fumeus (smoky shrew) is the source of this 1944-nucleotide messenger RNA. It is a transcript of the gene CABLES1, whose product is annotated as Cdk5 and Abl enzyme substrate 1. The record is from RefSeq and is a predicted model, not a curated record. Gene Ontology annotation, biological process: nervous system development; regulation of cell cycle. The coding region runs from base 95 to 1840 and encodes 581 amino acids. The transcript is spliced from 10 exons. NCBI's taxonomy places the organism in Eukaryota, Metazoa, Chordata, Mammalia, Eulipotyphla, Soricidae. Gene Ontology annotation, cellular component: cytosol.
GCAUGGGCCGCCCGCACGCCGCCCGCGCCCCGCGCGCUGCCCAGCCCGGCCCCUAGCCGCGGGCCCCGCCGAGCUCUCGCCGCGCACGGACACAAUGGCCGCCACGGCGGGCAGCGCCGCCCGCAGCAGCCGCGGCCGCGCGGGCACCGACGCCGCGGGCACCGGCGCGGGGCCGCCGCCCGAGCAGCCCCCCCGGAAGCCGCGCAUGGACCCGCGGCGCCGCCAGGCUGCCCUGUCCUUCCUCACCAACAUCUCGCUGGACGGCCGGCCGCCGCAGGGCGCCGAGUGGGGCGGCGGCGAGGACGGCGGCGCCCGGAGCCGGCACAGCCUGCUGGCCGCGGCGGGCACGGCGGCGGCGGCGGCGGCGCUGGCGGCGGGCGCGGGCCCCUGCCCGGCGCCGCACCCGCCGCUGCCGGCCCUGCUGCCCGGCGGCCACGCGGCGGCCCGCGGCUUCUCCAGUCCCCUGGGCGCGGGCCGGGCGUCGGGGGAGCCGUGGCAGACCCCGCGGUCGGCGCCGCCGCAGCUGCCCGACGGGCUCGGGGGCUCGGGACCCGAGGAGUCGGAGGAGGACGAUGCCUUUACCAGCGUGCAGGUGCCCGCCGCCGCCUUCCUGGGCUCUGCGACCCCCGGCAGUGGCGGCGGCAGUCGGGGCCGCCUCAACUCCUUCACUCAGGGAAUCCUGCCCAUCGGCUUCUCCAGGCCCAGCUCGCAGAAUUACUGCCCCCUGGAGCAGCCCGGCCCGGGGGGCAGCGCCAGCGCCUUCGAGCAGCUGCAGAGGUCGCGACGUCGCCUCAUCUCCCAGAGAUCGUCCCUGGAGACCCUGGAGGAUAUUGAGGAGAAUGCCCCUCUACGGAGAUGCAGAACUCUCUCAGGUUCGCCCAGACCAAAGAACUUCAAGAAGAUUCAUUUUAUCAAGAGCAUGCGGCAGCACGAUACCAGGAACGGCAGAAUAGUCCUUAUCAGUGGCAGAAGAUCCUUCUGUAGUAUAUUUUCCGUGCUGCCGUAUGGCGACAGUGCCCAGGUUGGGGAUUUGAAGUUGGACGGAGGGCGACAAUCAGCCGGUGCUGUGAGCUUGAAAGAGAUCAUUGGCCUGGAGGGCGUGGAGCUGGGUGCGGACGGGAAGACGGUGUCCUACACACAGUUUCUUCUCCCCACAAAUGCCUUUGGAGCCCGGAGAAACACCAUCGACUCCACCUCGUCCUUCUCCCAGUUCCGUAACCUCAGCCACCGCAGCCUGUCCAUUGGACGCGCCAGCAGCACCCAGGGGAGCCUUGACACAGGUAGCGAGCUCGGAGACCUCGUGGACUAUGACCCCAACCUCCUGGAUGAUCCCCAGUGGCCUUGUGGCAAGCACAAGCGGGUUCUCAUCUUCCCCUCAUACAUGACCACGGUCAUCGAUUACGUGAAGCCCUCGGAUCUUAAAAAGGACAUGAACGAGACCUUUAAGGAGAAGUUUCCUCACAUCAAAUUAACUCUCAGUAAAAUAAGGAGCUUGAAGCGAGACAUGCGGAAGCUGGCCCAGGAGGACUGUGGCUUCGAGGAGCCCACGGUGGCCAUGGCCUUCGUCUACUUUGAGAAGCUCGCCCUCAAGGGAAAGCUGAACAAGCAGAACCGGAAGCUAUGUGCCGGAGCGUGUGUGCUGCUGGCAGCCAAGAUCGGGAGCGACCUCAGAAAGCACGAGGUCAAGCAUUUGAUCGAUAAACUGGAAGAGAAGUUCCGGCUAAACAGGCGAGAACUGAUUGCCUUCGAAUUUCCAGUGUUAGUGGCCUUGGAAUUUGCCCUUCAUCUGCCCGAGCACGAAGUCAUGCCCCAUUACAGACGCCUGGUCCAGAGCUCCUAGCACAGGGCCCUCCUGCACAGACAGACCCGCACUUACUACUGGAAUGCUACGGAACCGGGCCUUGGCCUAGCACGCUCUCUCCCUCGCUGGCUGUUUGGGAAACU